GUGUCAGAGUGAGACGUCGUCGCGCCGCUGCGCCGCUGCUCCGCUCCGUCUCCUCCGCCGCCGCAGCUAGCUUAGCCUCCUGCUAGCUAGCCGCUCCGGUAAACAUGGCCAUGUCGCAGGCUCUGUCGGAGGAGGAGUUCCAUCGGAUGCAGACUCAGCUGUUGGAGCUUCGGACUCAGAACUAUCAGCUGUCUGAUGAACUCAGGAAGAACUCAACAGAACUGAACGCUGUCCGUCAGAAAAAUGUUGUUUUGGAAAGAGAUUUUAUCAAAGCACAGAAGGCUUUGAAUAAGAGCAAAAAAGCUCAGGAGGUGGAGGCGUUGCUGAGUGAGAACGAGAUGCUUCAGGGGAAACUCCACAGUCAGGAGGAGGACUUCCGCCUGCAGAACAGCACGCUGAUGACGGAGCUCUCCAAGCUAUGCACUCAGAUUGAACAGCUGGAACAGGAGAACAAGGGCCUGAAGGAGGGAGGAGCUUCCUCAGGCCCUCCAUCAAACCCCGCCUCCAGCCCCGUAGACGGAGAGCUGCUCCGCCUCCGGGCCGAAAACGCCACCCUCCAGAAGAAGAUGAAAGGCUUCCAGGAGCGCUAUGACCAGGCCAACCCGAGCGUUACCACGGAGACGGACGGGCCGGCCGCCGCAAACCGAGUCUCUGGCGUCACAGGGAGGGGGGAGGAGCCACAGGCCGACGGAGCCAAUGAGAGGCUGGAACAGAGCGAGGCUCAGCUGGAGCUCCUGGAGAAACCGAUGCACGGCCGGUCAGAGAGGAGCGUAGAGGAGAUAGUAGCUAAGCAGGCAGCGAUAGGCUGGUCGGCUCUCUGUCCAAUAACACACUGCUUUGGACCAGAGACGGAGACGAAGCUCCACCCGGAACGGGAGGGGAAGAGGCUGCUGAUGGAGCAGGUCCAGAGGGUGGAGGAGUCCAAACAGGCCGAAGUCACCAAACUCCACGAAGAGAUCGCCAAGCUGUCUGACAAGCUGAAGAAGAAGCAGGACAGUUUCCAGCGUCUCCAGGGAGAGAAGGAGGCUCUGUACAACGACAGCAGGACAAAGAUCGAUGAGAUCAACCAAAGAAAGGAGGAGGAGCUUAAAGCCACGAACAUCCGCAUCCAGAAACUACAGUCGGACGUGGUGGCAGCCAAUCAGACGACGGCCGAACUGAGAGAGCAAAUCCAGAGCCGAGCGAGGGAGCACGAGGUGAUGGUUCACACCUUGAGGGACCAGGCCGCCAAUCAGAGCGCAGUCAGUCAGGAGCAGGUGGACAACAUCCUGCAGGAGAAUGAUGCUCUGAGGACUAACCUCGCUGCUCUAGAACAGAUCCAGACUGUGAAGACGCAGGAGGUGAAUCUCCUCCGCGAGCAGCAGGAGGCGCUCACGCAGGAGCUGCAUCAGAGACGAGCUGAGAGGGAAGUGAUGUCGGCUCAGAGGGACGACCUGGAGUCCCAGCUGCAGGAAUCCAGUUUUGCCAGCAGGAAGCUGUUGGAGCAGUUAACAGAAGAAGGACAAGAGAAGGAGAAGCUGCUGAGAGACCUGGAGGAGGCCAAGAAGACGGCAGAGAAGAGGAAGGCCAUGCUGGAUGAGAUGGCGAUCCAGAUGAACCAGGAGAAGUUUGACCACAAGGAGGCGGAGUCAGAGCUCAAGCUGCAGCACGAGAAGGAGGUCCUGGGGGUGAGGGCUCGCUAUGAGAAGGAGCUUCGAGGCCUUCAUGAGGACAAGAACCGCUCGGAGAAGGAGAUCCGUCAGCAGCUCCGAGAGGAGAAGGCCCGGGCUAAAGAGCUGGAGAGUCUUCAGCCCCGGGUGGAGGAGCUUCAGACUCAGGUUCAGUCCAUGGAGGGAACCAGAGGCUGGUUUGAGAGGAGACUGAAGGAGGCAGAGGAGAAAAUAGAAACAAACUCGCUGGAACAUCAGGAAGAGAUGGAGCGAGUGAAGAGAGGACACACACUGCAGCUGGAGGAGAAGCAGUCUGAGAUGGAGGAGGUGAAGCAGCAGCUGGCGGAGGCGGAAAAACAGAAGGACGGACACAAGGACACAAUCGAGAAGCUCAAACAGGAGAUCAAAGACACGGUGGAUGGACAACGGAUCCUCGAGAAGAAAGGAAGUGCAGCGCUGAAGGAUUUGAAGCGCCAGCUUCAGCUGGAGAGGAAGAGAGCCGACAAGCUGCAGGAGAGACUUCAGGAGAUACUGACCAACAGCAAGAGCAGGACAGGUCUGGAGGAGCUGGUUCUGUCCGAGAUCAACAGUCCCAGUCGGACCCAGCAGACCGGAGACUCGUCCUCCGUCUCCUCCUUUUCCUACAGGGACAUGAUAAAGGAGGCCCAGCCGACCAAUCAGAACAAGUCGGGGGGGGGCAGCCCUCAGUCCCAGCGCCCCGCUGAGCUGUCGGACGACGAGGUGGGGGAGCUGUUCCAGCGCCUGGCCGAGGUCCAGCAGGAGAAGUGGAUGCUGGAGGAGAAGGUGAAACAUCUGGAGGUCAGCUGCUCGUCGAUGGCUGAAGACAUCUGUAGGAAGAGCUCCAUCAUCGAGACCUACGUGAUGGAGAGCCGCAUAGACGUGUCGGGCGGCGCCAUUGGGGGACACGGGGGACACGGAGGUCACGGAGGCUCCCAGGGCGAGCGGGGGAGUCUGGGCUCGGUCCUCAGAGAUCUGGUGAAGCCGGGAGACGAGAACCUGAGAGAGAUGAACAAGAAGCUGCAGAACAUGCUGGAGGAGCAGCUGACCAAGAACAUGCACCUGCAGAAGGACCUGGAGGUUCUCUCCCAGGAAUUAGUCCGUCUCAGUAAAGAUAGCGGUGCAGCCGGGUCGGGAUGAGGCUAUCGUCUGGAUCCAUCCAUCCAUCCAUUUCCUUCGUUCUCCUCACCUGGAAGGAAAAGACCGACUAACACCUGGAACCAACAUUUCUUCCGUUUCACAUUCCCUGCGCAAGUCGACAUGGAUCAUUCCUGGGCUCAGACUAACAUCUGGAGCCUUCACCAUCUCCUUAUCUUAAGGCUUCUAGGUUACGACUAAAUGCUGGAACCUGUUUUUCAAAUAAACCGAACCAUCGGUAAGUUUUAAAGGCGUAGAAGAAGAAACUUGUUCGACUCAUUUAUGUUGCUAUUGAAUGUACUGUAAUUAGACUGUACCACCCAGUUCUUCUGGGUCCUGGCUACAACCUGGAAAACCGCCAUUGUAACUGACUGUAAAUAUUUUUGUGACUCAGACUAACCCCGUUUGUUGGGUCCCGGCUACUUCCUGGAGUACAGAUCCCUGCUAUCCAAACGAAUGUCAUUUUGUUUGUUUUCCUCGUGCAGUCGGUUGUGAUCUGGCUAUUUCCUGGGCUCCUUGUAUGCAACUUAAUACUUAAGCACUGAUGCUCGGGUCGUGGCUAUUUCCUAAAUCCCUGCUGUCCAGAUGAACUGUUCUGCAUCCCUUCUCUUGUUUACAACUUUUCAAACACUGGUUAUUAAUUCAUAAUUUCUCCCCGAGCUGAGGCAGGGAUGACGUUCUAUAUUUCUCUUCAAUUUUCAAACGAUCUCACUAAUUUGGAUGCUUUAGGGGGUUUGUAUGGUCAACAAAUCUGUUUAAUGAGAAUUAUAACAAACAUUCAAAAAUUCUGAUGAUGUGUUUUAUUUUGUUUAAAGCGCCACGAUUUGUAUUAGUGUAAUAGUAUUGAAUUUAAUUGCAGCUAAAUUCCUGAUGUUAAUGUCUGCUCUCGCUAAUUCUGCAGGGAUGUGUCUAUGUCUUGGAUCACAUGAACUGUCACUUUAGUUGUGUAUCUUAUUUCCAUCCCCACUGGACACCAAAUGGUGCAGAAAAGAGUGAAAAACUGUCAUCUUUGCAUGCUAAUGACUGAAAUCGUGGGCCGUGUCUACUUCCUGCUUGAAACCACGUGGAUAUUGUUUUGUUUUUAGUUCUCGGUCUGAUGUUCACUUUAAAUCUUGACGUGUCGCCAGUGCAGCUUUUUAUUUGUCUUUUAAUGGAUUCAUUACAUUUUCAGAUGGCGCGUAAACAAAAGGAAAUAUUAAAUAUAUCGACUCACUCUGAGGGGGCGGGAUCUGUCUAUGUGCCGCAUGGCGACUUGGCCCGUCACUCUAACGUGUCUGUUUAUUUAUUUAUAUAUAUAUAUAUAUAAAUAAAUAAUCUCGUGAUAUGACUUUAAACUGUAAGAAGAAUCAACUGAUCUAUUUAUGAGACUGAUCAUGACGCAAAUUAUUGUAACAUCAAGAAAUAUUAUUGAUGAUAAAACAUUGUGUGGAGAGGCUGA
This is a messenger RNA of Gasterosteus aculeatus aculeatus (three-spined stickleback), 4242 nucleotides long. RefSeq names its product GRIP1 associated protein 1 (gene gripap1). Gene Ontology annotation, cellular component: glutamatergic synapse; extrinsic component of postsynaptic early endosome membrane; postsynaptic recycling endosome. Gene Ontology annotation, biological process: regulation of modification of synaptic structure; regulation of recycling endosome localization within postsynapse; neurotransmitter receptor transport, endosome to postsynaptic membrane. The record is from RefSeq and is a predicted model, not a curated record. Lineage: Eukaryota; Metazoa; Chordata; Actinopteri; Perciformes; Gasterosteidae.